CUGCGGCGGUUGGUAGCUCGUGUUCCCUCGGCGUCGUUCGCAGCCCUUCUACCUCGUACACGAUGUCCGGACGCGGCAAGACCGGCGGCAAGGCCCGCGCCAAGGCCAAGUCGCGCUCUUCACGCGCCGGCCUUCAGUUCCCGGUAGGCCGCGUGCACCGGCUGCUGCGGAAAGGCCACUACGCCGAGCGCGUGGGCGCAGGCGCACCGGUGUACCUGGCGGCCGUGCUCGAGUACCUCACUGCCGAGAUCCUGGAGCUGGCGGGCAACGCGGCCCGCGACAACAAGAAGACGCGCAUCAUCCCGCGCCACCUGCAGCUGGCCAUCCGCAACGACGAGGAGCUCAACAAGCUGCUGGGCGGCGUGACGAUCGCGCAGGGCGGCGUCCUGCCCAACAUCCAGGCCGUGCUGCUGCCCAAGAAGAGCAGCGCCACCGUGGGGCCCAAGGCGCCGGCGGUCGGCAAGAAGGCCUCCCAGGCCUCUCAGGAGUACUGAGGGAGCCCGCGCCGAGGCCGCCCAGCCAGCCCUCCCCACACCUCCACAAAGGCCCUUUUCAGGGCCACCACCUCCCUCACAGAAAGAGCUGAGCCACUUCGGGCUGCGGCCCGCCGCGUCCCCAUCCCCUCUCCGCCCUCGCGCCUCUCUCCCCUCACCCCGCACGGUCGCCGCGGCACCUGCCCAUCCCGGAGCUCGUGACAUCGCUUCGCCAUUCUCUGUCGUGGACGACGACCCCGUGCGGAGAGGCUGCGGCACCUUCCCGAGGUCUCGGCCUCUGGCUCUGACGUCCUGCCGCGGUGGGCUUGAAGGUUAGUCCCUCCGCAGCUGCAGCCCCGGCGUCUUUCCUUCAGCUUGGUGCUUAGCCCUCGCCUGGACCUUGGAGAAGUGACUUGAUUGCCGGGCUUUGAGGAGGAGAAAUGGAUCACUUGUUUCAUUCUGUGUCCCCGUUGCUGGCCUCAUACCAGUUGACCCUGUCGCCAUUCGUAGGCCGGUGUGGUGUGGCCGGGAGAAAAAUCGUUGUAAUGUGAACCCAGUUUCUCCAGGAUACCUCCCGGCAAGGGUCAGAGGCGCUUACCGGCCUGUGGACAAGCGUUGGAUACCUGCCGCAGGCGACAGGCAGCCGGGCCUAGCCAUCCAUCCCCUCUUCCCCAGCGAUUCAACUACAACCCAAACAUCUAGAUACCAGCACAAGCCGGUGAAUCCCUGUCUGGACUGAGCCUCUGGCUUCUGAACUGGAAUUUUUGCAGCUAUUACAAGUUUAGAAUCUUAAGUGGGGAGAUUUAAUGGGCUAAUUUUAUUAAAGGAUCGUUUGGUUUUUUAA
Messenger RNA from Mus pahari (shrew mouse), 1317 nucleotides. RefSeq names its product histone H2AX. NCBI's taxonomy places the organism in Eukaryota, Metazoa, Chordata, Mammalia, Rodentia, Muridae. The transcript has a single exon. Gene Ontology annotation, cellular component: nucleosome. Bases 63 to 494 code for a protein of 143 amino acids. Gene Ontology annotation, molecular function: DNA binding; structural constituent of chromatin; protein heterodimerization activity. The record is from RefSeq and is a predicted model, not a curated record. Gene Ontology annotation, biological process: DNA damage response.